Nannospalax galili (Upper Galilee mountains blind mole rat) is the source of this 972-nucleotide messenger RNA. It is a transcript of the gene Pdcd1lg2, whose product is annotated as programmed cell death 1 ligand 2. Bases 1 to 906 code for a protein of 301 amino acids. Gene Ontology annotation, cellular component: external side of plasma membrane. Gene Ontology annotation, biological process: cellular response to lipopolysaccharide; T cell costimulation; cell surface receptor signaling pathway. The record is from RefSeq and is a predicted model, not a curated record. The transcript has 6 exons. Lineage: Eukaryota; Metazoa; Chordata; Mammalia; Rodentia; Spalacidae.
AUGGAAAUUAUCGUCAUAAUACACGAGACCUUGUUAUCACAUGUAUGCAACGGAUUCCACAAAAUGGAAUCAUACAGGAAAUUCCGAACCACAGUGUCCUUUUUCACUAUCACUACCCAAGGGUCUUCACAUCCUGGCCCAGCAAGUACAGCUCUUUCCCUAUCAGCUUUAUUCACAGUGACAGUUCCUAAAGAGGUGUACACAGUAGACUACGGCACCAAUGUAAGCCUGGAAUGUGAUUUUGACCGAGGAGAAUGUGGGGAACUUGAAGAAAUAAGAGCCAGCUUGCAGAAGGUGGAAAACGAUACAUCCUCUCACAGUGAGAGAGUCACUCUACUAGAGGAGCAGCUGCCCCUGGGGAAGGCCUUAUUCCACAUCCCCAGAAUCCAAGUGAGAGAUGAAGGACAGUACCACUGCCUGGUCAUCUGCGGGUCUGCCUGGGACUACAAGUACCUAACUGUGAAAGUCCAAGCUUCCUACAAAAGAAUAGAUACUAGGAUCCUAAAGAUCCCAGAGACAGGUGAGGUGGAGCUCACCUGCCAAGCUAGAGGCUACCCCCUGGCCGAAGUAUCCUGGCCAAACGUCAGUGUUCCAGCCAGCACCAGUCAUAGCAGGACCCCUGAAGGCCUCUACCAGGUCAGCAGCGUUCUCCACCUAAAGCCACAGCCUGGCAGAAACUUCAGCUGUGUGUUCUGGAAUUCUCACGUGAAGGAGCUUACUUCAGCCAUCAUUGACCCUCUAGGUUGGAUGGAACCCAAAGUCCCCACAACAUCACUACUUCACGUUUUCAUCCCGUCCUGCAUUAUUGCUUUGAUUCUUAUAACCAUGAUGAUAGUCCUGAGAAAGAGGCUCUGCAGAAAGCUGUAUCCAAGAAAAAGACAACGAAAUGUUCUGUCACCACCAUAGAGAAGUGAACAGAACUAUCUGACCCCGUGGUCUUGGGAGCUGGGGUGACCUGAUGAAGCACCCUCA